CUUUGCAUUUAGAAUUCGUCUGAAGCGGACGCUUCGGGAUUCGAUGCUUAGUCAUCGUUAUACACAGUACAGUUAUAACUGUACAUUGGUUUUAAUUCUGUAUUUUUGAUACACGUGUUUUAAUUUACAGUUGGUGGGGACACCAACUUCGGAAGUACAACCUGGCAUAUAGAGUCGUACUCUGCCAUUUCGAUUAAAGUCCAAAAAAAAAAAAAAAAAAAUUUUCCACAGAGUUUUCUUUUGUUGGGAAAACAACACUUUUGCAAGAUAUUUGUGUGCAGAAAAACGAAAGAAAAACACAAUGUCAUUGCCGGGAAAUGGCAUAUUUGUGGUCCGUGGCGAAAUGUCCACUUUAAUGACCGCCAUGCGUAGGGGUUCCCGUUGGAAUGCCUCAGCAUACGUGGAUGAGGAGAAAGAUGGCUUAAUGAAAUUGUUUAUGGGUCUAAAACAAGUUCUGAAUCGCAUUGAAGAUCUGCGCCUUAUUGAUCCAAAUGUCUUUUUGGCUCCCUUUCUGGAGGUCAUACGCACCGAAGAGACUACAGGAGCAGUGACCAGUUUGGCCUUGUCAGCCAUAAAUAAAUUUCUUUCUUAUGGAUUAAUAGAUCCCACCUGUGCCAAUUUGGCUGUGACCGUAGAAAACAUUGUCGAUGCAGUAACCCAUGCUCGUUUCAUGGGCACUGACCAGUCCUCGGAUGGUGUCACCUUGUUUAGGGUUGUGGAAGUAUUGCACUCCUUGAUGCGCAGCCCUGAGGGCUCAGUGCUCACCAAUGAGUCGGUGUGCGAGGUUAUGUUGAGCUGCUUUAAAAUAUGCUUUGAACCUCGUCUCAAUGAGCUGCUGCGCCGAUCUGCCGAACAAGCUUUGAAAGAUAUGGUGCUGCUGUUGUUUAUGCGUCUGCCACAAUUUGCCGAUGACCGCAGUGAAUCGGGUCUGUUAAAAAAAUUCCAAAUGAUGGCGGCAUCUAUGGACAAGGAUAAAAAACAACGAAAGCGUGCGGUGAAAACUGCCACCAUGGGCCAGGAGAAUCUGCAUCGUAGUCAAAGUUUGUCUAAGGUAACGGGAGAUGAACUACGAAAGAUAUCUACUCAUUCCGCACCAGGUGAAGAUGGGCAAAACCUGGCUACACCCGCUACCAUAAAUCAUUUAAAGGCACCGCCGUUGGCCACUACUCCAGCCACACCGGCUGGUAAUAUUGUGGAUUUACAAGGAAAGAUAACACAGACCCCUACGUCGACUACAACAGUAGCAGAGGGGGAGACAGGCGAUAGCACUAUAGCAACAGAAAAUACAGAGCAAAAUGCUCCAGCCAUUUCCAUUGAACCAGCUUCUCCUGGAGAAAAUCAAAACAAUGCAGGUGAAGACCAUAUGGAUGGCAGGCCCCAAUCUCCUCAGUCGCAGGGUGGUAGCAGUGAGUACAUCAAUUCUGUGGGUGUUCGGUUCACUCAACAAAAUUCAGUUGAUGGCUCCGAGGGUAUGGCUCCGCUGGUUCCUUAUGGCUUGCCUUGCAUACAAGAAUUGUUUCGCUUUUUAAUACUUUUAUGCAAUCCAAUGGAUAAACAAAACACCGACACCAUGAUGCAUAUGGGUCUGAGCCUGCUUACGGUGGCUUUUGAAGUGGGCGCCGAUAAUAUAGGAAAAUAUGAUUCCUUGUUGCAGCUGGUCAAGGAUGAUUUAUGCCGCAAUUUGUUUGCCCUCAUGAAUUCCGAACGCUUGACCAUUUUUGCGGCCGAUUUGCAAGUUUGCUUUCUUAUGUUUGAAUCGCUGAGGGGUCACUUGAAAUUCCAGCUGGAAAGCUACCUCAAGAAAUUGUCAGAAAUCAUAGCCAGUGACAAUCCCAAAACCCCCUAUGAAAUGCGUGAGCUGGCAUUGGAUAAUCUGCUGCAGCUUUGGCGUAUACCCGGUUUUGUGACAGAGCUUUACAUAAACUACGACUGCGAUUUGUAUUGCAGUGAUUUGUUCGAAAGCAUUACAAAUCUCCUAUCGAAAUAUACACUCUCGGCCACCAAUGCCAUUUAUAAUACCCACAUUUUAGCUAUGGACACAUUGAUAUCAGUGGUUGACAGCAUUGAGGGUAAUUGUGUGGCUGCCAAGAAUGUGAGCGGUGGCUACGAUGGACAUUUCAAUGGACCAAAUACCCAAACUCCUCCAUCCCACAGACAUUCACGUCACAAUUCAGGUUUGGAAGGCAUAGUCAUUGAUGAUGGCACCAAUGCAACGGAGGAGAAAGAGUAUGUAGAGAAUAUAUCGAAAUUUAUAAACACAUCCUCAAGGCUGCGCCUAUUGUCUGGUGAUACGGCUGCAAAGAAAGCCAUAACAGGCGAUUAUUUGAAAGAGGUGAAAAACAAGAAACGUUUGCUAAGCCAGGGCACCGAGCUUUUCAAUCAACGGCCCGAUAAGGGUAUACAAUUCCUGCAGGAUAACGGUAUUUUGAAUGUGCAACUUGAUCCCAUGCAAGUUGCCCUAUUUUUGCGUGAAAAUCCUGGCUUGGAUAAGAAAAUGAUUGGCGAAUACAUAUCGAAGAAAAAGAAUGUGGACUCUAAAAUACUAAUGAAUUUCGUGGAGUCUUUUGAUUUUGUGGGAUUGCGUGUUGAUCAGGCUCUACGUUUGUAUUUGGAGACAUUCCGUUUGCCCGGCGAGGCUCCAUUGAUUUUUUUGGUAUUGGAACAUUUUGCAGAGCAUUGGCAUAAACAAAAUGGCGAGCCUUUUGCCAAUACAGAUGCCGCCUUUAGUUUGGCCUAUUCCAUUAUUAUGUUGAAUAUGGACCAACAUAACUCCAAUGCCAAGCGUCUCAAUAUUCCCAUGACCCAAGAAGAUUUCCUUAAGAAUCUUAGGGGUCUCAAUGGGGGUAUAGAUUAUGAUCAGGAUUUGUUGGCCACCAUCUUUAAUGCCAUAAAAAAUGAUGAAAUAGUCAUGCCUGCCGAACAAACCGGUUUGGUGCGUGAAAAUUACCUAUGGAAAGUUUUGCUAAGACGUGGUGCUGGUUCGGAUGGAGCCUUUACCUAUGUACACGACUCCACUUAUGACAUGGAAAUAUUCAAUGUUAUAUGGGGUCCUUCCCUAAGCUCUCUAAGCUUUAUGUUCGAUAAGAGCAGUGAAAAUGGUUAUCAAAGGACAUUGACAGGUUUUACCAAAUGUGCAGCUAUCUUUGGAUUUUAUGGGCUACACGAGGAUUUCGAUGCUUUGAUUCUAACCCUAUGCAAAUUCACCAGCAUCUUAAGUUCGGCCCAACAAGAGACCACACACCCUGCACCCAAUGAAAUUGUGCAAGCUGUCAACUUUGGGCUUAAUCUCAAGGCUCAAGCUGCUAUGCGAACCGUCUUUGCUUUGGUCCAUGAUUAUGGUGACUGUUUGAGAGAUGGCUGGCGUCAUAUACUGGAUUUGUAUUUGCAACUUUUCCGUUUGAAGUUGCUGCCAAAAUCUCUCAUGGAAGUCGAAGAUUUCUGUGAGCCCUCGGGCAAAGCCCAACUGAUAUUGGAAAAACCUAGCCAGAAGCAAGAAUCCGCCAUAUUUUCCAGUCUAUAUUCGUAUCUGUCCUCAGAGGGCCAACGUGAGCCCUCCUACGAAAAGCAGUUAUUUAUAAAGAUUGGCAAAAAAUGUAUAAAAGAAUGCCAACUAGAUCAGAUGAUCCAAGAAUCGAAAUUUGUUCAAUUAGAGUCCUUGCAAGAGCUGUUGAAACAGGUUUUGAGUUCCCUAAAAGCUCCCAGUGCUCACAAAUCAAUUGGCAUGCCUUAUGGCGAAGAUGUUGUGGUCUUUUGGAUGGAAUUCCUGGUGAAAAUCGUUAUUUACAAUCGCGAUCGCAUGAUUCCCCUUUGGCCAGCUGUUCGUGAUCAAAUGUACCUGUUGCUGAUGGGAGGUUCCUCUUGUGGCUAUGAUUAUCUACUGAAUCGUUGUAUAGUUGCCAUGCUUAAAUUGGCCAUCUAUCUAAUGCGCAAUGAGGAAUUGUGUCCCAUUGUUUUGAAAUCAUUGAAAAUGUUGUUGAUGCUAAAGCCUGCGGUACUUUUGAGAAUAUCCAAACAAAUUUCCAUAGGCAUGUAUGAACUUCUCAAAACCUCAGCUCAAAAUAUACACUCUGAGCAGGAUUGGCAAAUUGUCUUCACCAUACUGGAGUGUGUGGGAGCAGGUGCAGAGCCUCCAGAAUACGAUGAUGCCUCGUUGCCAGUGCCAAAUGGAUUGGCUGCAAAAUCAGAUGGAGCUUUAAGCAGUGAAGAUGAUUCUGGCCUACCGGAUAGGGGUUAUAUAUCAGAUUCGGAAUUGAGUGGCAAACAGGCGGUGCCAAAACAAGGACAAACACAGAAUUCUAAUACAAGCAGUCCAUUUCCCUCUAGUCCUACGGCUGAGAAUUGGAUUUUGGUUAAUAAGGAUACGGAUUUGGCAGCCUCAAGACCACAAUCUCCUCCGGAUUCACUUGGUCCCCCAGUGUUAUCGAACUUAGUGUAUAAUUGUAAACUCUUGGAUCACAUGCCAUUUGCAUUAUUCAAAUGUUGGGACUCUUUGGCUUUCAUUGUGCGUAAUGUGGCCCACAUAACACCCUAUAACUUUGAAAGUUGUGUAAGAUGCAUACGCACAUUUGUGGAGGCAUGUCGAGAUGGUGGAAUACGUCAACGUCGUAGAAUUGAAGCAGCACUGGCUGCCGCUGGCAAUCAAAAGAAAAAACCUAAUAAUAGACGUAAUGAUCGUUCUAAUGAGCGCAACAAACAUGGUGAAGAUGGUAGUUCUGGCAUCGAUGUGGGCAUGGAAGGUGAGAGCGUUGAUGAAUCCGAUCUGGCGCAACGCUAUGAAACGCUAUCCUUUCAACUGCUGGUUCUUAUGUACACUCUAUACACACGAACAGCUCAGAUUUUCCGUUGGUGGGCCGAAGAGGGCUGUGCAGUUCCUCAAUGCUCGGCUUUGUGGGCACAACGUUGGUGUCCUUUGCUGCAGGGUAUUGCCCGUUUGGCCAUGGAUCGAAGACGUGAAGUAAGAACCUAUGCCAUCUCUUGCUUACGUGCUCUGUUGGUACAUGAUCUGCAAACACUAUCUGGUACGGAAUGGGCAUCAUGCUUCCAACAGGUUCUUUUCCCACUGCUCAAUGAAUUAUUGCCAGAGAGUCCGGCUGUGGCACACUUGGAUCAAGUUCUGUUGGAAGAGUCGAGAAUACGCACGGCGACUAUAAUGUCCAAAGUGUUUUUAGAUCAUCUAACACCACUCAUUGAAUUGGGCAAUGCCUUCAAUGAUCUUUGGAUACAAAUUUUGGAUUAUAUUGAGAAGUUUAUGAAAGUUGGUUCGGAUAUGUUGUCCGAACAAAUGCAAGAGAUUCUCAAGAAUAUGUUGUUGGUAAUGCAUUCGGUGCGUGUUUUCCACAACAACGAUGGUUCACUGCGCAUGGACUUAUGGGAACUCACUUGGAAGCGCAUAGGAGAAUUUUUGCCCAAUCUUAAGGAUGAACUAUUUCGCGAUGAAGGAAAUUUUGCCAAUGCUCUUGCAUUGUAUAUGCAAAUGAACAAGUUUCAAGAGACAUUUUUUGAACAAUAAUAUUUGAAGAAUCUGAAGUGGAUCAAGAAUACUUUCAAGGAGAAGUGUUUUAGAUAAAUCUAUACAUAGCAAUGAGGAAGAUUUUGUCGAGCAUUUAACUUUUAUAAGUAUUUCUAUUGGAUUUUAAUAUUGGAUUCAUAGUUUGUGCCAACCCUAAAAUUUGUCUUAAAUUUUUUUUUAUUUAAAUUCAAUUUUGAAUAUUCAGAGAAACAAAAAUUUUAUGGUGAAAA
This is a messenger RNA of Stomoxys calcitrans (stable fly), 5739 nucleotides long. RefSeq names its product Golgi-specific brefeldin A-resistance guanine nucleotide exchange factor 1-like. Bases 302 to 5509 code for a protein of 1735 amino acids. Gene Ontology annotation, biological process: regulation of ARF protein signal transduction. Lineage: Eukaryota; Metazoa; Arthropoda; Insecta; Diptera; Muscidae. The record is from RefSeq and is a predicted model, not a curated record. Gene Ontology annotation, molecular function: guanyl-nucleotide exchange factor activity. The transcript has 9 exons.